Messenger RNA from Cladophialophora immunda, 1718 nucleotides. RefSeq lists its product as uncharacterized. The transcript has a single exon. Bases 117 to 1337 code for a protein of 406 amino acids. NCBI's taxonomy places the organism in Eukaryota, Fungi, Ascomycota, Eurotiomycetes, Chaetothyriales, Herpotrichiellaceae. The record is from RefSeq and is a predicted model, not a curated record.
CUUCCCCUUGACUCAGUUCUCUACAGAUUCUCAAUCAUCCACUGUCUGGGCUUCGGACCAGACUGACGCCCCAAACCUCUCUUUCUCCACAAGUUUCGGUCAGCCCCUUGAAAGCCAUGAAUGCAGAAAGGCCGGUCAAGCGACGAUUCGCCACACCGAGUAAAAUGCGCGAAAUGAAGAAGGCCCUGCUGGAGUUUCAGUUUUCGAUCUUCCGGCGCAUCAAGGAAGCAUAUGCCAACGAGGAUGAAGAGGAGUUGAACAAACUUGGGAAAGAACUCCUCAUACCCGUAAAGAUCCUCAAGAACGGGGAAUGGAGAGCCUACAUGAACGUGGUACCGGUUGAAGCUUUCAAGCACGACAAGAACAAUGACUGCAUCCGCCUCUUUCCACACAAAGUAUGGUGUCUGAUCGACAUGGUUCAAAACAUCAACAUCCCUUGGAACGAUGCUAACAACAUUGCUUCUGCUACGGAACAGGCCUGGGCGGCAGGCAACCAAAGUCCACCUGACGAGAAAGGAGAGGUCUAUUUCACGACUGCCAGCUUUAAGCAUGCGCCUGACACCUAUCCUUCAGGUCGCUCUCGUCCCAGGGAACCAGGAAAUACUGCGACCGCUCCAGGGCCAGUCAUAGAUUGCGCUCUGGCCAGCCUCUUGUGCAUUGAUCAUUCCGAUAUUUCACCAGACGCACUCCCAGACUUACUCUACCAUAGAGACCACAGCCCUUGGAUUUUCCACGUCACCUAUCACGGGAUCGCUGAUGAUUUGAACCAACAUCUUACCAAUCAAGAAUUUCCGAGGACUGUAUUUGUCCUAGGUCAACUCUGUAUUGCAGGUGAAGGUCUUGAGCAGUCGUUCUACCGAAACCCAGAUCACUGGAUUACGCCUUCAUGGUUCGUUGUUGUUGUCGACCUAGAACGGCCCGGGAGGCCAGUUUGGCUUGCCCGAGACCUUCGUAUUCUUUCCUGGACAACAUUUGAUCCAUAUGAGGAGAGUGAGGAGGAUGAGGAGGAUGAGGAGGAUCGCUGGCACAGACCAAUUCUUUCAGAGAGUGAGCGACGCUUUGAACCGGAGGAUCCUUAUAAUUCUAAAAUCAGAGAAGAGUUCGCCGAAGACUUUUUCAAACGUCUAGCCGGCAACGACACCGAUCUCAUCAAGCUUUUCUCUUCUGUCAGUGAAUGGAAUCACGCCGAUUUGGAUGCAGCUACGCUGAAGCGAUAUCUCUUUGACGACAAUAACCGAUUCCAGAAGACGAUACCCCGACUCGAACACAUCGUUACGGAACCUCUUAGCAGCCGUGACAAAAAUGCCCCAGACCUGAUGAAGCGAUUGCCGUGCUAAAUUUACCUCGGAUCUCUUUUGAAGGUGAAAAGGUCUGCUCCAGCUCGUCACGCGUCCAAAGAUUUUGAUGGUGUCGGUUGAGUGGAAAUGGAAUUUGAGAAUGUAGAGCUCGGAUUGCUUUUGACCCAACCCGCCUGAGUUUGGAUGGGCUCAGUACUCCUUGUUAUCCAACAUCGGGAUCAGUGAUUGUCGGCAAAUCUUAUCGAAAUCGAAUGCUUGCAAGCGUCACUCAAAUCGUGUCAAAACUGUUAAUGCCCGACUUACUGUCGAAAAUCUCCCCGUUGUGAUGGGACACGUCUGGAACUGACUGUCCCCAGGAAUGAGCAUAUUGGAAAGGGAAUGCGGUGUAUUACACACAUUGAGAUCAGGGUUGGACCAGGG